Messenger RNA from Pocillopora verrucosa, 1573 nucleotides. The record is from RefSeq and is a predicted model, not a curated record. Lineage: Eukaryota; Metazoa; Cnidaria; Anthozoa; Scleractinia; Pocilloporidae.
AACAUUUAAUCAGUUGAGUAAGUUUACACUGCAGGACACAUUCUCUCCGUAAGUUAACUCAACAUCCCAAGAUAUGAUGUGGUAAUCAUUGCGCAAUGAAUGUAUGUUUAUAACGUAGCCAUUGCACUUUUUUCUGUGGGGGCGGUGGCACAGCUAGGAAAUAUUUAGAAAUCUAAAUGUAUGCAAGCUAACUAGGCGCACCGAUUGAGCCGGAUAAUGCAACAUAGUCAUAAUAGCUACACCUUGUAUCUGGAGUAUCUGGGGUACGGAAUCUGGCAGCUGAUGCUGCAUUGAGCGGAGCUUCAAAAAAUCCCUCUGAAGAAGAAGACGCAGUUUUAGUUUAAUCGUGUCUGACAUGGAUUCCGAGAGCGGUGAACCACGCUACAAGAACAUAGUUCACUUGUGGGAGUUUCUCUACGAAUUGCUUGCCAGCGGGGACAAGUGCAGCUCAAUCAUAGCUUGGAUCAGAGAGGAACACGGGGAGUUUAAGUUAAAGAACAAAGAAGAAGUCGCAAAGAGGUGGGGCGCGUACAAGAAAAUAAAAGGAAUGAACUACGAGAAACUCAGUCGAGCUCUUCGACAUUACUAUCCAAAAGGAAUUAUUAAAAAGGUUGCAGGCCAGAGAUUGGUGUACAAGUUUAACAAACUGCCAUAUAAGUAUGAACCCGGUGUAACGAGAUCUCUUUACCACGGGAGUAGAAUCAAGGCUUGCAUCCAAGAACCAACGAAAUCUAAAGAAGCCGACCCCACCCCUCCCAAGACGAACACUAACACUUCACUGUCAGCUUUUACUCCAGUCCGAGGACAUCCCAGAAAGAGCUGGUCUUGGCCGCUUCUUUCCACGCCAACGAACCCUUUCGUGUUGUACCCAGGUUCCACACCUAACACGCCUACAAUAUUUGACAGCUCUAAGACCAUGAUCGUAUUCCCGUUUGGUCCCAGUCCACCUGUGCACCAUCCAUUACAGUUGCAUUUGAAACGGGAACACGAUAAACCUGUUGGUAAAAUGAUAACCUCUGAAGUUACUUCGAUUCCGGUUUCGGUCAUUCAGCGUGUCUAACGCACGCUAAUACCGAGAUUUAGGACACACUUCACAGCUUUUUUUUCCCUUAAAAAAAAAAAAAACAGAACUUAGACAAGAUAUUAGAUUAGAGUAUCUUGCCCUAAAGUUGCUUUACCUUAUAACAGUUUAUUCAAUUACUUAUCCUGCUUAUAUAUUCAUUUAGGCUCCUCCACUUUGACGUAGUCCCAACAAUAGAAAAAUUGCCGCUGAGUUUUCCAGCUCGAUGGGAUAACAUCAAGCUGAAAAGAGAAAGUCAUCAUCUCAGAUUAUGCUUCCAAUGCUUUAAGGCUGACCAAUAUUUUAUUCCAAAAGCGCUAGCGUUAAAAAGGUAAAUUUUCCCGUAAAAAAAGUAUGUUUUUUGAAAAGAUAUAGAAAAUAUUUUAGAUUUUGCGAUAAAAAGUCUGAAGAUGUAUUUUUUUUUGUAAAAUUUAUUUUAAUUUUGCAAGUUAAAAUAUAUUUUUUUUAAACAAUGAUGUAAGAUGGAAAUAAAUUGAUAUGUUUUUUGACGUA